Molecule: messenger RNA, 1734 nt
Organism: Suillus fuscotomentosus
Lineage: Eukaryota; Fungi; Basidiomycota; Agaricomycetes; Boletales; Suillaceae
Product: nuclear condensing complex subunit
Exons: 8
Coding region: 1-1674 (557 amino acids)
Biological process (GO): mitotic chromosome condensation
Cellular component (GO): condensin complex; condensed chromosome
Source: RefSeq, a predicted model, not a curated record
AUGGCGCUGGAUUCGUUCAACUAUUCAAACUCUUAUGGAGACGGCCGUAGAGCCGCAUUGCUCAAUAUUCCUCUCUCUUCAGCAACCUUAGACGCCGUCCUUGGUCGAACCCGUGACAUUGACACGAUCAUGCGCAAGCUGGUUUAUUUCGCUAUCCUAAUCCAACAUUGCUUCGCUUCUGAUGGCUCUGCAAUGGGGCUCAUUCAUCCUCGUGUGCUUACCAUUUCUCAGAGAGAAAUCAUCAUUCGCAAUGGUUUAGGUGAUCGAGAGCCAGCGAACAAAGAAAGCCAGACCGUCGAAGAUAAUGUUCUCGCACUUUUAAGCCUCUCUGAUCUUACGGAGAGCACGGUUGCAGAGGAUGCGCUGCUGAGUGUUUUGGAUAGACGCGCUGAUAUUUCGGACCACGUCGAGUUUAAUGAUGCUUUUCUCCCGGUUGUCACUGCCCUUGCCUACCGCAUCCAAGCUGCCUACAAUGCAUACCAAGAAGACUUGGAGGUCGCCGAGCAAGAGAGAGUCAUUCGUGGCGAACCAACUGAGGAAGAAGAGGAGGCUCGCAUUGACAAGGAAUUUGUCAUAGGCGAGAUGUUCAAGGUUGCUGUGAAUCUAGACUACGCUGAUGAGAUUGGGCGCCAGAAAAUGUUCCAGCUUAUGAGAGACAUGAUCUCUCAGGAAGUACUACCCGAAUCACUUGUCGCUAGAUGUUUGGACGUAUUACGGAUACUAUCACCAAACGAGAGGGAUCUUAUUCAAGUUGUUGUAGAAGUAGUCCACGAGCUUAGGGAUGUCAGCGACGAAGAAGAAGCUCUAAAGGAGCCUGCAGAUGAUGGAGAGACCAAUUUUGGCGAAAUACCCAUGCCAACUCAUACAGCACCCAAAGGACCAAAGCCAUCAGAAGAUAUGUCUUCCGAGGAACGAGCUCGUAUGGACGCGAUUGAUUUGCGUUGUCUGUCACUUUGUAUAGGGAUGCUGGAGCGUGUUAACGGAACAUUUGAAGAAAAUUCGACGCUCGAAGGCAUCCUUGGCGAGUUAAUCAUCACUGCCGUCAAGCGUAAGGAAUUGGUCUUUGCUGUCUUAUUGCUUGAGUAUGCUCAUGUUGCCCACCAUGUGCUUUUUUUGGGUCGAAUUCAGACUGCCCAGGAAGUCUUGAGGAUCCGUAUGCUGCAGAUUGUCUUCGACAUUCUUAUGGUGCACGAAAACGACUUCUUGGAACAAGAGGGUAGUACAGUGGAUAACAACAGCUUCAACCUUAUUUCAAUGCUCACGCUUCUACAAAGAGAGCGUAUAAUCGAAUUCUUCUUGCAAGUCCUGGAAACCGAGAAAUCGGACAAGGUGCAAGGCGACCUGUGUAUCGGCCUUUCAAAGCUUGUCCUUUCCGGAAUGAUCCCCGAAGACAAGGAGGUGGCGCUUCUUCAGGUCCUGCAAAGCCUGGUUGGUGCACAUCUUGCCCCGGACACGAUCGACAACCAAGAAGUCCGCCAGUGCCUUGCCUAUUUCUUCCCCGUCUACUGCUACUCCUCUGCAGUCAACCAGCGACGAAUGCAACCGCUGUUUAUUGGAUUAUUCGAGCAACUUGCCCCAGAAACCCGAAAUGUUGACGAAACCCAGGAUAUGGUCAGUCCUGCUCAAAUAGCAGCUAUGUUCGUGGAUUGGACCGAUCCACAGAAAGCUAUGUGAGGCAAUGUUAUUUGUUUUGAGAGUGUUAGUCAAAAUAAUGCAGCGAUGUGCAAGAUCAAC